AUGGCGGCUCCUGGAGGACCAGAGUUCAAGCUCGUGCUCUGCGGUGAUGGUGGUGUUGGAAAGACGACCCUGGUCAAGCGCCACCUGACAGGCGAGUUCGAGAAGAAGUACAUUCCAACCCUAGGUGUCGAGGUGCACCCACUGCGAUUCACCACGAAUUGUGGGCCGCUGACCUUCAACGUUUGGGACACUGCCGGCCAGGAGAAGUUCGGCGGUCUGCGUGAUGGCUACUACAUUCAGGGUCAAUGUGCCAUCAUCAUGUUCGACGUGACGUCCCGCAUCACAUACAAGAACGUGCCCAAUUGGCAUCGCGACAUUGUGCGGGUGUGCGAGAACAUUCCCAUCGUCCUUGUUGGGAACAAGGUUGAUGUGAAGGACCGCCAGGUUAAGGCAAAGAACAUCCAGUUCCACCGAAAGAGGAACCUGCAGUACUAUGACCUCAGCGCCCGGAGCAACUACAACUUCGAGAAGCCCUUCCUCUGGCUGGCCCGACGAUUGACGAACCAGGGCAACCUCCAGUUCGUUGGACAGUUCGCCAAGGCUCCAGAGAUCCAGAUCGACAACGCCCUCAUCGCGCAGCACGAGGAGGAGCUCCGAAAUGCGCAGAAUGUGGCCAUCAACGACGACGAUGAGGUGCUUUGCAUCCUCAGCUCUCUGGAAGCCGAAGAGGUUCAGCAGACGACGAUUUGCUACAACUCGGCCCUCUCUGCGUUGCUUCGGGCUGGCCUCUGGCAGCUUUGCCUGGAGCUGCUGUCGGUUCUAGAGUUCUGUGAUGCCCUGGUGCCCGAGACGAUAAAGUCUCCGCGCGAGAGUGAGAGGGAGCUGCCUCUGGACAUCGUCUCCUUCACCAUAGCGAUACAAGCGUGUGAUGAGGGCGGCAGGAUUCGGCCAAAUCUGCUUAGCUUCCACAGCAUUCUUGGCCCCGAGCUUGGAUGGCGGCGAAUGCUCGAUCUGCUCGGCUUGCUGCAGCUACAGAACCUAGAGCCAACCACAGUGACGUUCAAUGCGGCGCUGGCGGCCUGUGCACAGGAGGGUGGAUGGCACCAUGCCCAACUUCUCUUCCAGCGAGUCCGAGGAGGUGCGAAAGGAGUUCUGCCCGAUCCAAUCAGCUUCAACUCUGCGAUGAGGGCAUGCCAAUUGGACCGGUGGCGCUGGUCUUCGGAUCUUUUCUGGACCAUGCAGUUGACCGGGAAUUUGCCAGAUUGCAUCAGCCUGACGGCAAGCAUCAUGGCGAAAGGCAGAGGCAUGCAAUGGCUUCUAGCAGCACAGUGCCUUGAUGCCAAGCGGGGCCCCGCCAUCUUGCCGAAUGUGAUCACAUUCACUGCGGCGGUUGGUGCGUGCGGCGCUGCGGGCGCAUGGCUGGCAGCCCUGGCAAUGUUGAACACCAUGGCUCUGUCUACAGUUGAGCGGGAUGCCAUGUCGCAGAACUGGGAGACAAGCACAUGUGCAACAGCUAGCCAGUGGGCGUUGGCUUUGUCUCCGGAUGUCCGAAAGCUGAUUCCCAACGACUUCGGCUCUCUGUCAUUCACCCUGUCCGAACAUGGUCACCACUGGGAGCUGGCGCUGGAAAUGCUGUCAGGCAGUGGACAGCAGGCCUUGAAAUCCAGUGCUUUGGCAAUCAGCUCGGCGAUGACGGCUGCCACUUCCUGUGCUCGGUGGCAGCACUCUCUGGAGCUUUUCACAGCUUCCGGCCGAGGUGACAGAGACCUGGCCAUCCACAAUGCUGCCGCCACGGCUCUGGAGAAGGGCAGCAGAUGGUGCUCCGCGCUCGCCGGGCUGGGGAUCCUUCGUGCAUCGCGCUGGGCUCCCGACGAGGUAGGGCCAGCAAAUGUGGAAGAGAUUAAGGGGGCUGGGUUUUUUCGGUCCGCGAAGGUUUUUGUGGCUUCCGGACAAUACUGA
This is a messenger RNA of Symbiodinium necroappetens, 1899 nucleotides long. Lineage: Eukaryota; Dinophyceae; Suessiales; Symbiodiniaceae. The record is from the annotation of a GenBank genome assembly.